Messenger RNA from Paracoccidioides brasiliensis Pb18, 177 nucleotides. RefSeq lists its product as uncharacterized. The record is from RefSeq and is a predicted model, not a curated record. The transcript has 2 exons. The coding region runs from base 1 to 177 and encodes 58 amino acids.
AUGGCCCAAGCAGUGAAGAGCAAAUAUAUCCUUGGUGAUGGAUACGAUUGGGACAAUUGGUACAAGAACAUCGAAUCGCCGAAAGAACCCGAAAUCUAUGAGAUCGAAGAUGAUGCUGAUCCUCAAAUAGUCAUGACACGUUUUGAGAUGAACAACAUAAAAUGGGGGAAGUUCUAG